This is a messenger RNA of Hyaloscypha bicolor E, 5616 nucleotides long. RefSeq lists its product as uncharacterized. The transcript is spliced from 3 exons. Gene Ontology annotation, biological process: double-strand break repair via homologous recombination; DNA replication. Gene Ontology annotation, cellular component: cytoplasm; nucleus; RecQ family helicase-topoisomerase III complex. The record is from RefSeq and is a predicted model, not a curated record. NCBI's taxonomy places the organism in Eukaryota, Fungi, Ascomycota, Leotiomycetes, Helotiales, Hyaloscyphaceae. Gene Ontology annotation, molecular function: 3'-5' DNA helicase activity; four-way junction helicase activity; ATP binding. The coding region runs from base 97 to 5364 and encodes 1755 amino acids.
GUCAACAACACCUCGAAUUGUGACCCUGAUCCGCUGCCAAAGACGGGGGAACGUGCCAAUGGAUCCAUCUGGACAUGUUCGCGAUAUACUGGCCUCAUGACUCGACAUAAUCUCGACAGUCACAUUUCUUGGUUGUUAUCGCACGAAGUCACUCCGCCCGUGGGCGUGCACGCUGCUCUUCCAACGCAUUCGAGACUCGAGGAAGGAGUUGCUGGCGAAGAAUUUUUGGGGGAGGGAGCAGAUGAGGAAAUAAUACGACAGUUACCGAGUCCAGCUCGAAACCGUCAGAUUUUGGAAGUCGAUGUUGUUCAAGAUUCCCCACGGCCAGCGAUCCCCUCCUCGAUAAUUCCGAGAUCGCAGUGGCCAGAAUCUCAACCAGGUCUACCAGAGGGAACAAUGGGCACACUCACAUCAGCAUCGAAACCAACAAGACGGAAACUCAUGAGCCAACAUCAGCUUGCUACACCAGCAUCCACCACCACCUCUACCGCUCCCUCUUCGCUCAAGCAGGGUUAUGCAACCUUCUUACGAAAUAACAAUGGCACCCCUUCCUCGAAACCAUCGAAUGACAUACCUGUACCCAGAUUCGCGAGAGCAUUACAGAACCCCCAAACUCCUCGACAGACACCUCGUCCAACAACAGAGGUCAAAACGGAGACGGUGGACCUGACCGGAGAUGACCAUAGCCAUAGCGAGAGUUUUACCUCACGGUCUAGCAGUGUUGAGGUUUUUGGCGAGUCACAGAAAUUAUGGGACGAAGGCUCAGCUUCGAGGGCAGAGCCUCUGUCAAGGACAUCGAAGAAACGAAAGAGUGAUGAGAUGUCGCCUGAACGUCUAAAGAGGACGAAUACGGGUACUUUACACUCGCCAGAUUCUGUCAGAGACCACGAGACGGGUUUGGAUGGGUUUGUGGACAUCGACGACGUGAUGCCUCGCUCUCAGAAGUACUUCACUUCGCCUCAGAACGUUGUCAGCAAAUCUGUACGGCCAAGUAUCGAAACCACGAAUGCUAGGAAUGAGUUUGAAGAGGAGUGCCAGGUCACUGAGACCAUCAGCAGAGUAACUCGGACUAGAAAAAGCUUUAGCAGAGUUCCAUCGUUGACUGAGAGCAUUGCCCGGGACCCAGCCUGCCCACAAUUGACGCGAACACCUACAUCAAUAAAUACCGGAUCUGAAUUGGAGGUCGUGGAAUCUGGUGCCGCAGUCCAAGUAGUAGCAUCACCUGCCUCGGGAUCCUUGAAAGCUCCCGCCGAAUCUUCCAAGACACCACAAAGGCGGCAGAAACGGCGACUACAAAGGACAGUCCUAGAUUCUGAGGACGACGAUGUUCUUUCUGAUGUCGACAAAAGAGCAAACGGUUCCCCUCGUCCCUCGGUCAAGAAAAGCCCUCGAGUCGUCGACUUCCCCAAAAGUCCUAACCGGCAUGGGGUGCCCAAUUUUCAGUUCACGGAACUCGAAUUUCGAGACGCCAACGAGUCCAAGUCAAGAACCGGUAGCCCGUUGCGACCUAUAAACCAAAAUCUUGUUGCAAGGCAGGAGAGUGUUCUGUCCCCAUUUCAGAUAGACUCACCCACGAGAUUAUCCGUGGUGAAGCAGCAGUCGAGCCAGCCACCACCAACUUCUUCACUUGGACUAGACGACAGGAAGUUGGUAAUCUCGUACCUGAAUCAACCCUCCUCAAUCAGUCUCUAUCGCCAACGUGUUGUCAGUUCACUAUCCCAAAACGCAGUUGCCGCGGCGGAGUACGAGGAUGAGCAUGAGGCCGCUCCUGUUCAUCUGAAAGAAGAGCGGAAGUCUUUGUUGGAGAAGAAAAAAGCGUAUAACAGCUUGGUGGGCCUGGCCGAGCGCUGGCGAAGUUUAACGACAGAGAAGAGGACUCUAACGAAGAAAAUUUCCGAGCUCGUCGAACUUUUCGACGACGUUAGCGCCCUCGAGGAGCGGUCAUCGGUUUUGACCCGGGAUAUUCGGACACUCGAGAAGGAGGUAAGACAACUUUUGCAUGCUUCUAAGGCCAUAAACGAUGAGUUUGGGACAGGCUCGGACGCAGAUAGUACCGCCGCUAUUCGUACGGAGCCGACGGCACAAGAUAAUACAGCCCUUUUACCAUCCGGAUCCAGCGUCAUAGGCAGCGCUCAAGUCAUUCUGCAGACACAGAUACCCGUCCUGAAGUCAGCAUCCACUUCAAAUCAGCAUUUGAGAGAGGAGCAACUGCCAAGAAAUUAUUCUGGAGAACGAAUCCCACCGACCUUUCCAAUUCAUACAUCACCACCCCCGGUCCGACGCAAAGCCCAGACUGAUUCAUUUUCUGUACGUCAAGAAUCUUUGGCAUCUGGAAAUGAUUGGACCUCACCAAAGGGCAAAAUGAAACAACCAGAUUUCUACCGUGAUCAAUCGCCAAUGGAUUAUGGCUUUGACGCUGAUGAUGGUAUCUUUGAUGACUAUCUGGUGGGAGAGGCUGAGCUUCACAACGAUGCUAAGGUUCUAGAGGACAUACCGGAUGAUGUUGAAGGCGAGUAUGGAGACGAUGAGGAUGACGAAGACCUGCUUGAAGUCGCUCAAGAAGUUGAAAAGAGACACUCUUUGCCAGAACCCCUUAACAGUCGUCCUGGUCGAGCGAGGGUCUCGCAAUCUUUCGACAAUGCGCCUGAAUCAUCGAAACGAAAUAGGUCAACCGUCAGGAAGACCAUGUACUCUCAUGUGGACCCUGAGCACGCCGGAAUGUUGAGACAUCCCUGGUCCGAAGACGUCAAGAAAGCUCUGAAAGAUCGGUUCAAACUGACAGGUUUCCGUUAUCACCAACUUGAUGCGAUCAAUGCAACACUUGCAGGGAACGAUGCCUUUGUUCUAAUGCCAACAGGAGGAGGCAAAUCCUUGUGCUACCAACUACCAGCUGUGGUCCAGUCGGGAAAAACGAGAGGUGUGACGAUUGUUAUCUCACCACUUCUCAGUCUCAUGAAUGAUCAGAUUCAGCACCUUCGAAAAAUCAACAUACGAGCAGCAACUUUGAAUAGCGGGAUAACACAAGAAGAACGCAAAGAAAUCUACAAUAGUCUCAAAGAGAACUACCCCGAGCAAUACAUUCAAUUACUUUACAUCACACCGGAGAUGAUCACCAAGAGCAAUCAGAUUAGCACCACUCUAUCUCUUCUUAAUAGGAACAAGAAACUGGCUCGAAUCGUCAUUGACGAAGCACAUUGUGUGAGCCAAUGGGGCCAUGACUUUCGGCCGGACUACGUCGCUCUGGGACAAGUGCGGAAGCAGUUUCCAAACGUUCCGAUCAUGGCAUUGACAGCUACCGCCACUGAGAACGUGAAAGUCGAUGUUAUGCACCAACUCGGCAUGAAAGAAUGCCCGGUCUACUCCCAAAGUUUCAACAGGCCUAAUCUGCAUUACGAGGUCCGAAAAAAGAAUGGGAAAGUCACGAGUAAAGAGUGUCUUGCAGAAUAUGUCGAUCUUAUCAAGGUCAAGUACAAGAACCAGUCCGGUAUCAUAUACACAUUGUCCCGCAAAGGCACCGAAAGAUUGGCUGCAAAACUGCAAACUGGCUUUAACAUCAAAGCCCACCACUAUCACGCGGACAUGCCAGUGCCAGAAAAGGCAAGAGUUCAGAAGGAUUGGCAAAGUGGCAAGAUUCAAGUAGUGGUUGCAACAAUCGCCUUCGGCAUGGGCAUCGAUAAGGCAGACGUGCGAUUUGUUAUCCAUGACACGAUCCCCAAAAGCUUGGAAGGAUACUACCAGGAGACUGGCCGAGCAGGAAGAGAUGGCAAAAGAUCCGGCUGCUAUCUUUAUUACGGAUACCCAGAUACAGCAGCUCUGAAGCGAUUCAUCUACGAGAAUGAUGCUAGCCCUGAACAAAAGGAAAGGCAGCGAAGAAUGCUUUCCAAUAUGAUUCAGUUUUGCGAAAAUCGUUCCGAUUGCCGCAGGGUCCAGGUUCUUGCUUACUUUGGCGAAAAGUUUGCCAAGGAGAAUUGUGAACACUCGUGUGACAAUUGUAGUUCCGAUGCGGUCUUCCAGGAAGUUGAUUUUACAACACAGGCCAAAACGGCCAUGAAAAUUGUCCAGAAGCUCCAAGGCCAGAAAGUCACAUUACUGCACUGCGUGGACAUAUUACGGGGUACUCCUUCGAGAAAGAUCAAAGACAGUGGCCAUAAUAAUAUCGAGGGUUUUGGGGCUGCAAAGGAUAUGGCUCGAGGCGAAGUCGAGCGUCUCUAUUUUCGACUUUUCAUGGAGAAUGCAUUGUCGGAGGACAAUGUCGUGAGAGGCGGCUUUGCUUCGCAAUACUUAUGUCUCGGGCCGAAUUACCGUGAUUUCUUGAAAGGCAUACGGAAGCUCAGUCUACAGGUACAGGUCUCAGCAUCGCCCCCGGCAAGACAGAAGCAGACGAAAUCAUCGAGACCACAAUCCACGAUGGUAUCCUCUCCCGCUGCCCCACGAAGAAAACCUGCCGAGAGACUUGGAUAUGGCGCCGACGAAGAUGAUUCUGCUCAUGCCGAUUUCGUGGUCUCGGAUGACGAGGAGGACGCAUUUGAGCCGAUCCUAGAUAGAAGGCGUCGGAGAGAAGAGACCCUUGGACCACCAAUCACCCUAGAUGAACGAAUGGCGAGUCUCCCUGAUUUCCACCGUGUGUCGGUUACUCAAUUCGUUGAGGCGGCGAAGACCUUGGAGGAGAAGAUCCGAAACAAACACAAUCUAAGGAAUCCAUUGUUCACCGAAGCCAAUUUCCGAGAAAUGGCCAUUCGCUGGACGGUGACUCUGAGUCAGAUGAUGCAAAUACCUGAUAUCAACGGUGAACGAGUCAAGACUUACGGGCCACAAUUCAUUCCUUUGGUUACUGAGUACCGUGGCAACUACAAUGAGACUAUAAGCAGAUACCAGGACGACCGGAUCAUUGACAAACAUGAGAAUGUCAUUGAUCUAAUCAGUGAUGAAGAAUGUGAGGAGGAAGACAAUGACCUCGAUGGUGAAGACGAAGCCACGACCCAAGAGGCAGAACAGGGAUCAAAAUAUUUUGCGAAGCCGCAGUAUGGUUCAAACUUGAAGAGUGGGAACGCCUCCGGCCGUAAUCUGCCCUGUGCUGCUGGACCUAAUGCCAAGUCCUCAAGUUACCAGGGCCAAGGCGGCUCGUAUCGUGCAAAGGGCCGUGGGGGGAAGAGAUCCUUUUCUCGGAAGAGCAACGGAUCUGCCUCUGGUCAAAGCAGUUCUGGCGUUAGCAAGAGGAAGUUCUCGGGCGGAGCGAAGAAAACGCGGGCAAGUAAAUCUGGAGGCAGCAAUUCUUCCCGAGGGUCAACUCUAAUGAGAAGUUUUGGCAACAACGGAGGCGGUGGCAUGGGUGGUGGUGGCGGAAUUGGUAUGAUGCCAACAUAAUUCUUAAUGCGAGAGAGGCACAUUAUCAGAACCACCAUUGUUUCUUUGGGUGUAGCAGCUUUGCUGGGGUCAAUGGAAAUGGGCUUCGGCUUGGGGUUUGGGAACUGGUCUGCUGGCACAUCUUUUUUGAUCGGCAUUAACGGUUACGGACAUUUAUACCACUGUGGUUGAUUCUUAGAGCGAUCGAUAUGCUGUAGCUUAGAAAUGAAAAGUUUGAUGUCCAAUGAUGAUUAAGGGAUGAUAAUACAGUUG